GGUGUGUGUAGGACAGGCCUUGUUCUGGGAGGGACAAUGUCUGCAGUACGAGAUUUCUCUCUUCCGCUGUGAGCUCACAUCUUCAGUGCAGAGAGAGAGAAUAAUCCUCUAGUGAGGGAAUAUACAAAUUUGCUUUAUUUUCCCACUCCCUACAUCCAUCAUGGCAUCUGGGGGUAGAGAUGGGCCAUUGGAUCAUGGACCAGACAUAGAAGUUGAUGAGGAGCAGAUGAGAGAGCAGACGGAGGUCGUCUUUCUGAGUUAUUCUUUUCACAUGUCUCAAAUGGAGACGGUGAAUGAAGAUCCAGCCCGUCUUAACCCAGAAAUAGAGGAGAUACGACCAUGUGACAGAAUGCUUGACAGAGUGGGACAACAGUUAGCAACUAUUGGAGAUGACAUUAAUAACCGAUAUGAGGAAGAAUUUAAUAACAUUCUGAGAACGCUGAAUCCCAAUCUGGAAAAUGCGUACGAUUACUUCAAAAAGAUCGCAUCAAGCCUCUUUGACAGUGGGAUAAACUGGGGCCGUAUUCUGACACUCCUGGGAUUUGGGUACAGGAUGGCGGUAUACGUUUUCCAAAAUGGUCAGCAUGGAUUUUUUAGAACAAUCGCCCAAUGGUUGGCUAGAUAUGUGGUGGAGAGCAGCAUCGCAAGGUGGAUCGCUAGAGAAGGAGGCUGGGUGGCAGCACUUAAACUAACCAACAACAGCAUCAAAUAUGUUGUCGUUACAUUCUGCAUUGUUCUCAGCAUUCAGUUUCUGCUUCAGCGUCUAUGCUAAAGUUUUCAUUUUCUUAGUUCCAACCAAGAUAAUCCAGAAAAACAAACUGAACUAAAAGAAGAAAAAAAAACAACAACAAAAAAACCACUUUGACUCUUGCACCAAAAACAAUAGAGGAUUUGGAUAUGGUAAAUAUCUUUGGUCCAUUAUAACCACAAGACCUGGAGACUCACUGCUACACAGAACUACAGCCCAAGUCAAAACCAUGAAUUCCUUGUUGACUCAUAUCUGAAAGAGAUGUGUUUACCUGCAAGUUGUCUCAUAAAAAUGAGUUUUUGCAACCUUUACCUACAGACAUUAAUAAACUUGCCUGCUAUUUUGUGAUGACAACCUUUAAGGAGAUAGCUAAAAGGACUUAUCACUAUUUGACUUACUGAAGUACUCUUCCUUUUUGCAAUUUUGCUUCCAUUGUAUUAUUCUGUGGUACUUACUAUAGACUCAGGGAUCAAUGAAAAUCAGGACACCUCAAAAUUAUUUUAUAUUUCCGAAGAAUUUGGGACUUUGUUGCUGAAUUUGCCAUAUCAAUAACUUGUUUAAAAUAUUCCCAAAGUUGUAUUUAGGACAGCAGACUUUCAUGAUAUUAAAUAGUUUUGUAAUACUUUUUAUCAGUAGUAUACUAGUUAAAUGGUCAUUAUUAAUAUUUGUAUCAUCAUUAUUGAUUCAUUUCAUCUCCAAUUAAAAACCAGAAUUGAAAAAAAUGGGACAGAACAGAAACUAGCCAGAAGGGAGGGUAAAAUAUAUAUCCCUAUAUUCUCAAACAAAAGGCUUUAAAGGGAUACUGAACCCAAUUGUUUUUGUCUUUCAUGAUUGAUGACAGAGCAUGCAAUUUUAAGCAACUUUAUCAUUUACUUCUAUUAUCAAUUUUAUUUGAAAAAUCAGGAAGGUAAGCUUACAAGCCGAUCCAUUUUUUGUUGAGCACCCUGGGGAGUGCUUGCUUAUUGGUGGCUACAUUUAAUCAGGUGCUGAACCAGAGACGGGCUGGCUCAUAAGCUUAUAUUACUGCUUUUUCAAAUAAAGAUACAAAGAAAAUUUGAUAAUAGGAGUAAAUUAGAAAGGUGCUUAAAAUUGCAUGCUCUACCUGAAUCAUAAAAGAAAAAAUGAGGGUUCAGUAUCCCUUUGAGGUCAUAGUUUUAUAUAGAAAAGCCAGCUUCAGCAUAAAGCUAUAUAGGUUGGAGAAACCAGCCUCUGUGUAAGUUGGUCUACUUUACUGACAAACAAAAAAACAAGUAUUUUUUUAAGGGACAUGAAAGGAAAAAAUUAACGUUUGUUUCAGCUAGGGCAUGCAAUUUUAAAACAUUUUUAAAUUCACUUCUGUUACCAAAUUAAAGAAAUAGAAAGGUCAAUUAAUGAAAUGUGCAUAGGUCCAUUUCAAUAUGAAAUAAAAGCAUUUUUGCAAUAUAUUUCCAUUAGCAAAAAUGCUUCUAAAAAGUUGUUAAUGUUUUUUCUGAGGAAUAUGUACAUAUGCUGUGAGGGCCAGGGCACCAGUAUUUAAACACCUCACCAUCUCAGAGUCAGCAAUGGCUUGUAUGACACAAAUGACAUCUUCAGAAGUAAUAUACAUCACCUCCAGCUCUCUGAGCAUGCAUUGUGUUUGAAUACAGGUGCAUAGGUCCUCAAAGGAUAUGUACGUAUGCCCAGAAAAAAAACUAAUCCUUUUUAAAUAUAAUAGCAUUUAUGUUAAUGGCAGUAUAUUGCAAACAAGCUUAAAAUCUAAAAUUAAAAUGCACCCAUGCACAUUUAAAUUUUGACCUUUCUAUGCAUUUAAAGGGACAUUAAACCCCCAGUUUUUCUUUUAUGAUUCAAAUAGAACAUACAAUUAUAAACACCUUUCAAAUGUACUUCUAUUAAAGGGCCAUAAUACCCAAAUGUUGAAACACUUGAAAGUGAUGCAGCAUAGCUGUAAAAAGUUGACUAGAAAAUAUUACCUGAACAUCUCUAUGUAAAAAAGAAAGAUAUUUUACCUCAAAAAUUCCUCAGUAGCCACAUCCCAUUGUAAAGGACUUCUAAGCAGCAAAUCAGUAUGUCUGUCCCGGGACAGCGGAAGGAGCGAGCAUUCGUGCACACUCAUCUUAUUUCCCUAUUCAGUGUAAGGAAGUUUACAAUAAAAUCUCAUGAGAGUUAAGUGCAAUCUCAUGAAAUCACAGUAAAAUAGUUCAUGACCUCAGCACUGCUGAUGCUGAUUGGCUGCUGUUCAUUUAUUCAUUUAUUAUUUUUUACCUACAGCUGGGCAGCAGCUGAGUAUAACUUUUUACGCAGAACUUACUCUGCUGAGCUGAGGAAAUUGUGAGGUAAAAUAUCUUCCUUUUUUACACAGAGAUGCUCAGGUGAUAUUUUCCUGUCAUCUUUUUACAGUUAUACUGCAUCAGUUUCAAGUGAUUUAGCAUAUGAGUAUUAUGUCCCUUUAAAGGACCAGUCAGUACAGUAGAUUUGCAUAAUUAAUAAAUGCAAGAUAACAAGACAAUGCAAUAGCACUUAGUCUGAACGUCAAAUGAAUAGUAGUUUUUUUUCUGACAAUUUUAAAAGUUAUGUGUAUUUCCACUCCCCCUCUACCAUGUGACAGCCAUCAGCCAAUCACAAAAGCAUACACGUACCAUGUGACAGCCAUCAGCCAAUCACAAAUGCAUAUACGCUUAUUCUGUGAAUUCUUACACAUACUCAGUAAGAGCUGGUGACUCAAAAAGUUUAAAUAUAAAAAGACUGUGCACUUUUUUAAUGGAAGUAAAUUGGAAAGUUGUUUAAAAUUGCAUGCUCGAUCUGAAUAAUUAAAGUUUAAUUUUGACUUGAGUGUCCCUUUAAGUAAUUUUAUUUUUUAUUUUUUUAAAAGCUCCUGAGGUAGGCUCAGGAGCUGGGAGUUAGCUGCUGGUUGGUGGCUGGCUGCAUAUAUAUGCCUGUUGUCAUUGGCUUACUGAUGUGUUCAGCUAACUCCCAGUAGUGCAUUGCUGCUCCAUCAAUUAAGGAUACCAAGAGAAUAAAGCACAAUUGAUUAUAGAAGUAAGUUGGAAUGUUGCCUAAAUUGUAUGUUCUAUUUGAACCAUGAAAGAACAAUUUUGGGUUUUAUGUUCCUUUCUUUUCUUGAUAUCUCCUUUAUAUAUUUUGUUGAAAAACAUAUGCACAUACCACUGGGAGCUAGUUGGUGAUUGGUGGCUGCACAAAUGUAUCUCUUGUCAUUGACUCACCAGAUUGUUCUGCUAGGUGCCAGUAGUGCAUUGCUGCUCUAGAUCUGACUUUAAUCCAUUUGCAGGGGUGACAGAAAGUUAUAUAAAAGCAACAAUGCAAUAAUAAAAUCAUGGACCUUUAACAAACUGCAAGUGCUCAAGAUAUGUCAGGCACUUCGUUAAAGGGACCGUCAACACCAACAUUGUUAUUUUUUAAAAAGAUAGACAAUGCCUUUACUACCCAUUCCCUAGCUUUGCACAACCUACAUUGUUAUAUUAAUAUUAGCCACUACAGUCAGACUCUUAUCACAUGCUUUUUUAUUUGCUAGUUCAUGUGAGCCAUAUAGAUAGAUAGCAUUGUGCUCAUGCCCUUGGAGUUAUUUAAGAGUCAGCACAACACAGCACUAAUUGGCUAAAAUGCAAGUCAAUAGAUAACUCAAAAGUCAGGGGGCUAUCAGAAGAGACGUAGAUACAAGGUAAUCACAGAGUUAAAAGUAUAUUAAUAUAACUGGGAAUGGGUAAUAAAGGGAUUAUCUAUCUUUUAAAACAAUACAAAUUCUGGUGUAGACUGUCCCUUUAAAUAGAGAUUUAAAAAAAUAAAUAAAAGAAGUUUAGGCUGCAUGCCACAUCUACAGCCUAUUUUUAUUUGUAUACAGCUUGCCUAAGUGUAACAUAUCAAUUAAAUGACUGUUUAUGAACCAACAUCACUGACCAUAACCUGAGGUGAUUUUAAAAUUCUACACCUUCUACCUGUUUUCCAUGUUUUGUAUGACAUUUAUUAAAGGGAAAUAAAAUAGUCUGUUUCAUUGUAAUGAAAAA
Bombina bombina (fire-bellied toad) is the source of this 4746-nucleotide messenger RNA. RefSeq names its product BCL2 antagonist/killer 1 (gene BAK1). Gene Ontology annotation, molecular function: protein homodimerization activity; protein heterodimerization activity. Gene Ontology annotation, cellular component: mitochondrial outer membrane. Lineage: Eukaryota; Metazoa; Chordata; Amphibia; Anura; Bombinatoridae. The record is from RefSeq and is a predicted model, not a curated record. Gene Ontology annotation, biological process: regulation of apoptotic process; intrinsic apoptotic signaling pathway in response to DNA damage; extrinsic apoptotic signaling pathway in absence of ligand. The transcript has 6 exons. Bases 161 to 772 code for a protein of 203 amino acids.